This is a messenger RNA of Capsella rubella, 606 nucleotides long. RefSeq names its product putative BTB/POZ domain-containing protein At2g40440. The coding region runs from base 1 to 606 and encodes 201 amino acids. Gene Ontology annotation, molecular function: protein binding. The transcript is spliced from 2 exons. Lineage: Eukaryota; Viridiplantae; Streptophyta; Magnoliopsida; Brassicales; Brassicaceae. The record is from RefSeq and is a predicted model, not a curated record.
AUGGCAACGUUGAGAAACCAUGCUAAAUUCUUGAAUGGAUUUGCAAAGCUCUAUAAUGAUCAAUGGCAAGUCGACCUACGGCUCAAGGCAGGAGACUCUAAAAAGGAUGAAACUAUCUCUGUCCACAAAUUUGCUAUGGCAGCAAGAUCAGAAGUGUUUAAGAAGAUGUUGGAAUCAGACAAGUUCAAGGCUUCGGAUGGUAAGAUCGAGACCAUAACUCUCUUUGAACUUAAACAAGAAGCAUUGGAGGCUUUUGUUGAGUUUAUAUACCACAGCUGCUCUAUCCUUUCUGAAAAAGAGAAGAAACAUGUUCAAUCACUUUAUAUAGCAGGCGAUAAAUAUGAGAUCCCGCAUUUGCGGGAUCUAUGCCGAAACGAGCUUAUGUCAUCUCUUGACUCAUCAAAUGCUCUUAACGUCUUGGAGCUGUCCAUGAUUCCUUUUGACAAAGUCUUGCAUGACUUCGCUGCCAGCUUUAUCAUAAGGAAUUUUGAGAGUAUAUGCAAAACUGCUGAGUUCAAGGCUUUUGUGCGCAAGAAUCCAGAUCUUUCUGUUGAAUUAAUGAGAUCUUCUUACACUAAAAUGUGGAAUGGUCGUUAUGUCGACUAG